GUCAAUGCUAAUGUCAGCAACAUCUGGGAGCUAUGUGCAUUUCUAACGAACCGAUAUAGCGUAGAGUCCUGGACUACAUGUUGUCAACCACGAGUGUAAUUCGACUUCACUUAGCUCCCGUUUCGAGCAAGAUCUCACUUCCACCUUGCUACUUCCUGCACAAAGCAGCUACAACAAGUCUUCAACCUCGACAACAUCAUUCUGCAGCACCUCCCACAAUCUCAACGCCAACAAGACCACCCCAUCGGCCACUCCAAUUACCAAACAAAUCACUUCGAAGCGAAACUCUCAAGAUGUCCACCUCCACCUCCGGCAUCGACUCCACCCCACCAACUUUCCCCCCACCAUCUCUCAAACCCCUCGUCGAAGAAAUCGCCCACCUCCUCACAACCCGUAAAGAAAGCAUCUCCAUCGCCGAAACCGCCGCCGGAGGCCUCCUCUCCUCCUCCCUCCUCUCCUACCCGGGCGCCUCAAAAUUCUACAAAGGCGGUCUAACCCUCUACACCCUCCCCUCGCGAAUCGCCUACGCAGGCUGGACUCAAGAAACAAUAAAAGAUUACCGCGGCCCCACAACCGAUAUCGUUUCGGGACUCGCGCAACAUGUGCGGAAAGAUUUGGAGAGUACUUAUACGUUAAGUGAGAGUGGGACGGCGGGGCCUACGGGGGGUGAGACGAGGAAUCGGACGCCCGGGUAUGUGGCUCUUGCGGUGGAUUGUGAGAGGGGGACGUUUACGAGGGAGGUGGAGACGGGGUUGGGAGGGGAUCGGGUGGGGAAUAUGGUGAGGUUUGCGGAGGAGGGGUUGAAGUUAUUAAAAGAGGUUAUUGUGGGGGAGAGUACGAGGGGGGCGUAUGGAGGGAAGGGGUUUGUUAGUAAGAGUUUGAUGGGGGAGGGGAAGGAGAGUAAGGCGUAGCGUGUCGAUAUGCGGGAGCUGGGUAUCGCCGUGAUCUGUUAGAGAUGUUCUCAGAGGGGCGGAUGGGAGC
Messenger RNA from Cercospora beticola, 981 nucleotides. Its product is annotated as CinA family protein. Lineage: Eukaryota; Fungi; Ascomycota; Dothideomycetes; Mycosphaerellales; Mycosphaerellaceae. The record is from RefSeq and is a predicted model, not a curated record.